AUGAAUAAGGAAAAUACGUUCCCGUCCGAGGAGGUGUACCGGCCCGGAAAAAGUAUCUUGAAGUCCAACUUGGACAGCCAGACGAUGCCAAUACCUAUGAUUCCACUCAAGGAAGACUCUUUAAGAACAAAUGAACGUCGGCGUGUUUCAUUUGCACCCGAAGUUACCCUUCACAAAAUCGAUUUUGUGCCUCAAUAUCAAAGCCAGAGCCGUAGAAGAGAGACGAUAGCAUUUAUACCUUCUCAGAUCUCAGACUCUUCUGAUGAUGGGUCCUCGCAGUCAUCGCAACCAUCGGUGCCUGAGGUGGGGCGCGAACUCUUAGCUGAUAGCUCUGACGAAGAGGUAAUAAAUGAAGAAAAUGACGAGCAAACCAUGGAGCUCACGGGUCAAAUUCCACAAUUCCCUCAGGUAUCUCUGUUUCCACAGGUGCAAUCCCAAGAGGGCCCCAUGUCAUGGGAAGAAAUGCCAAUGGAACUCACGGAGCAGUUUCCUAAAAUCGAGGCUUUUCAUGCUGAAAACACUUCUGAAUCUGGCACAAAUGUGGCUGAAGUUGGUAGUACUCACCCUCAAAACACGGAAGACACAAUGGAGUUCACUCAAGUAGCUGCUGUAUUUGUUCAAACUGAGAGUAAUAAUCAUCAAGACGAAGAAAACACCAUGGAAUUUACUCAGCAAGUGGGAAUGAUUCAGCAAGAGAUCAAUAACAGCCCUGAUAUUUCACCAGUCAAGGUAACCGAAGUCGAGGGUGAAAUGGAAUUGACACAAUCAGUCGGCCGUAUAACAUUGAAUCAGACCUCUACGAGUACUUCAGCGCUCCCAGAACCAACAACUAGACCCGACCCUACGGAGAUUCCCGCUGAUAAUGGUGCGUCACAGGAACCUAUGAAGCUCACUCAAACUGAUGAUAAGAUAGAAGUCCUACAAACAAGCGAAAAAACUUCCGAACAACCACCUAUACGAGCUGAAAGUCCUUUAGUAGCUCAGAAGAGACGACUGCCUUCGUUAUCACCACCUGCAAAGCGUAUCCAUCCACUGUCAUACACAACCACAAUCCCCCUCGCAGACAUUUCCGUUGACUCCAUUUACGAUGAUGAAGACUACGAAUCCGUUUCAUUGACUCAUUUCAUGAAGGAUAUUGGCAUUCGUUUUUAUGAUGACUUGGACAUAGGAACGUCUUCGAUAAGCAGAAUAAGCAUUUCGCUUCCCAAGGUCAUUGAUGGGUCCAAUGACUACUCGCUUCAAGAUUACGUGAACGCUACUAACAAACUUCCACUUUUGGAAUUACUCUACUUCAGUUGUGAAGAGAUGAGGAAGAAUAUAGAGGACGGAAAAAAGUUGUUUGAACAAUUUAACAACACGACACUAGCAUCCAAUCCCAAGUUGUUCAAGCAGUAUUAUUACAGUCCACUUGAAAAGCAGCUUGGCAUGCAAUCUGAAUUUCAACUCAUUAAAGAUUAUUGCCGCAAGCAAGCGAUGGACGCGUGGUAUACCUGGCGUACAACUAUGAUCCGAAACUUGCUUGACCUGACUUUGCUAAAAUAUGAGCAAGUACAGGAAGAUGAACGGCUAUUGAAUGAAAAAUUGGCCGCUGCCGAAUCUUUAUUUGUGGAGUCAAAAGAUAAGCUCAACAGGCUUAAACUCAUCAUGGCACAAUUGAGCGACAUAAGCGACCCUCAGAUCCACGAUAGCCUGGAAUUCAGCAGCCUUCGAAAUGAGUUGGUAUAUUUAUACUCGAAAAUUACGGCGAGUCGUCUGAAGAUUUCUCUUCUAAAAGAUGAAGUGAACGCUGUUGAUAUAGCAAUCGCGGACAACGAGUCUAAGAUCGCAGAAUUGAGAGGAUCUUUAGCUGAAUUAGAGACAAUACUCAAUAAGAAUAGGACCUAUGGAACCUCAGAGAUAUCCACUUUAGAGGCAAAGUGUAACUUACUUCAAAAAUUAACAGGCUUUAAUUUUGAAGCGGUCGAGGGAAACUCUAUAAGGUUCAGUUAUCAGCGAACAUAUUCAGUGCACUUAUCGUCAACUGGUUUGAAAUUUGCAUUGAUGCUGCCUGCAUGUUUUUACAACAAGCAAGUCGCAGAGCUGUUUGCUAUGCCCAUAACGGACAACAUCAAAAAACUCUCGGAUAUUCCCUUGCUCCAUAGGCGUUGGGAGGCCUUGAAGAGAUUAGAUCAAGAUAUCUACAAGAUCUCUCUUCGUUAUCCCGUUGCAUUCGUUAAUGAGACUGACUCAUGUUCUAUUGAUGUGCGAUACUACGAAGCGAACCUGAGGACUAAGGCCAAGAUCCAUGUAUCAGUUCCGAUCAGGUCCAUUGAGAACUAUCCGAAACUGGUGCGAAUUGCAUCCACUGUUUUACGCGGGAAAGCAGACCUGGCGAGUAUUCUCAGCCAAGUUGCUAGAUCCUGCUUAUCAAACGAGCUUCUCAUAUCCGGGGCUUUCUAA
This is a messenger RNA of Meyerozyma guilliermondii ATCC 6260, 2439 nucleotides long. RefSeq lists its product as uncharacterized. Gene Ontology annotation, biological process: mitotic spindle assembly checkpoint signaling; mitotic sister chromatid biorientation; protein localization to kinetochore. NCBI's taxonomy places the organism in Eukaryota, Fungi, Ascomycota, Pichiomycetes, Serinales, Debaryomycetaceae. Bases 1 to 2439 code for a protein of 812 amino acids. The transcript has a single exon. The record is from RefSeq and is a predicted model, not a curated record.